Molecule: messenger RNA, 4115 nt
Organism: Etheostoma cragini (Arkansas darter)
Lineage: Eukaryota; Metazoa; Chordata; Actinopteri; Perciformes; Percidae
Gene: itpk1b
Product: inositol-tetrakisphosphate 1-kinase b
Exons: 12
Coding region: 305-1780 (491 amino acids)
Biological process (GO): inositol trisphosphate metabolic process
Cellular component (GO): cytoplasm
Molecular function (GO): magnesium ion binding; ATP binding; inositol-1,3,4-trisphosphate 5-kinase activity
Source: RefSeq, a predicted model, not a curated record
UUUUCCGAGGGGCUCGUGAAGGUAGCAUCAGUCUCCUGGAUCCUGGGUGUGUGCAGGCAGUUCAAUCUAGAGACUGAGGGAGAAAGCACAAGCAACAUCUCAACUUGAGAGCUGAGCCUGUCAUCUGUCACCUGUUUGAAAACUUCUACUACUUCUCUGCCGGAUGGAUCGAAAAUGGGAAACUACCCGAGCUAGUUUCUGAAGAAGACACAAAUUCAGGGGGGAGCUUGUGCUAAAAUUGCCAGGUUGAGCCUUGUCCAGUCGCGCACUUCACCUCCAGAGAAGGAACAGGAGCACAGUGAAGAUGCAGACCUUCCUGAAAGGCCGGAGAGUGGGCUACUGGCUCAGCGAGAAGAAGAUGAAGAAGCUGAAUUUUCAGGCCUUUGCUGAUUUGUGCAGGAAAAGAGGAAUAGAAGUUGUUCAGCUGGACCUCAGCCAGCCUCUGGAGGAGCAAGGUCCCCUGGACGUCAUCAUCCACAAACUGACCGACCUCAUCCUGGAGGCUGACCAGAACGAUUCACAGGCAGUGCUGCUUGUGCAAAGAGUACAGGACUACAUUGAUGCCCACCCUGAGACCAUCGUCCUGGACCCCCUUCCAGCCAUCCGAACCUUACUAGACCGCUGCAAGUCCUACCAGCUCAUCAACAGGAUAGAGAGUUGUAUGCAAGAUGAAAGGAUUUGUUCUCCUCCAUUCAUGGUCCUGAACACGGAGUGCAGCCCAGAUGUGCUGGAGCAGAUCAAGAGACAAGGACUCACAUUCCCCUUCAUUUGCAAAACACGGGUGGCUCAUGGAACCAACUCCCACGAGAUGGCCAUUAUCUUCAGUGAAGAAGACCUGAAGGAUGUGAAGCCCCCUUGUGUGAUCCAGAGCUUCAUCAACCACAACGCUGUGCUCUACAAGGUGUUUGUGGUGGGAGACUCUUACACUGUGGUAGAGAGGCCUUCACUGAAGAACUUCCCUGCUGGACCAGCAGAUAGGGAAGCAAUAUUCUUCAACAGCCACAAUGUUUCCAAACCAGAGUCCUCCUCAGACCUGACCACGUUUCAGCCCGACCACAGAGCUGGCCUUCCUCGUCAGCUUGGUGGGUCUGCUGGUCUUACCAGCGUUGAUGCCACCAGUCCAUCACACCACAGAACAGAACAGUGCGCUGAUUACUACAGACUGCUAAAAUAUCUCCAGGAGCCUGCUGCACACACUGAAGGAUCUGCGUCUCCUCAGGAAGAACAGUCUGCUCUGUCCCUUCCUGCAGAGGGCCUCGUUGUUGUGGGACCUGUCCAGUUUUUUAUUGAUUUGAACCCUAAGAGAGAGAACGUGGAGUCUCAGCCACCCAGCGACGAUGUCAUCAGAGAGUUGUCCAGGUCAUUGCGGCAGGCGCUGGGCGUGUCCUUGUUUGGCAUCGACGUCAUCAUCAACAACCAAACGGGCCAACACGCCGUCAUCGACAUCAAUGCAUUCCCUGGUUAUGAGGGCGUCCCAGAGUUUUUCAAUGACCUUCUGAACCACAUCACCAGCGUGCUUCAGAGUCACAACGCAGACUUCACCCCUGCCAGCGAGCAGCCCAAAGGCCUGCCGGUUAGCACCACGGUACCGAACGCCGCCCCGCCGCCCCCCGGCUGCUGCAGCCUGCUUGGGAAAGAGGCCAGCGGCAGCCCCUGGAUCGUAGAGGGCGACGGAGGGCUGAAGGGCCCCCGUCAGAGACUGGGCUGCAACUCGGCCAUGUCCCCAAACUUCCAGCAGCACUGUGUCUCCACGAUAGCCACCAAGGCUUCCUCCCAGUGACUGAUCCCCAGCCCCCACUCCGUUUGAUCCCUGAGCAAAAAAAAAAAAGAAAAAAAGAUGACAAUGGUGACAAUAAUAAUGAAUAAUAAUUAUGAUGUUAAUGAUGAUAAUAUAUCUAAUCAAAAACAUUUUCCUAUGUAGUUAUUGAAAAUGAUGGUGAUUGAGUGUAAGCUUUUUUCUCUCUGCCAUUUUGUAUUUUUUGUUUUGUCUAAUGAGACUUAAAAGUACUGUAAUGUGAACUUUUGGGAACUUUUGCCUAAUAGCUGAUUUUAUUUUUCUCUCUUGUGUGAGUUCUCUUCAAUUAAAGGGUCCAGAUGAGGUAGCUAAUGGGAAAGGUGGAAUCAGGACUGGAGAAAGAUGUGCCACUAGAUGAGCAAUGUAUGAUCUCUUGUGUCUCUCAAACAUAAAAACACACACAGGUACGUCAACAUUGCGACGGACUGUGCCAGCGAUGUGUGUCUUCAUUCUUGUCAAUACCACUGACCCCUCUGAGGGGGAGAAAAGGUGUCUGAGUAUUUGAACACUACUCCACAGAUACUGGGCUGCUAAGUGACUGUGGCCAACCGAUGGCAGCGGACAUAAUGAGUCUGAACACAAACAAGAUAGUGUGGGGUUUUGUAAGUUUAAACAAACAGAUAAGCGGUUUAAUUUUCCGGUUGACAUAAAAUUUCCUUUGAGGGUAGGAAAACAAAUCUUCAAAGAUUUAAAAGAUGGAAGUAAAUCUCCAUGACCAUGACAAUCCCGUUUAUUUUUAUUGAUUGUUACACCAGUGUUUUACUGUAUGUCAGGUGGCAGAUGGUAGGUGUUCAACACACCGUGACCUUGUUAGAGUCCCACUUUGAGUCGCUCCGGUGCAGGAAGAUGAGGAUCACAUUCCUUUUCGUGUUUGUGGAUGUUUUCAGAGAAUUCCAUGAUUUCUCAGACUUCCGGUGGGAUCUUUUGAGAUUUCUCUCAUCACUUCAUGGGUUUGUAAUCUCCUUAAAAAGACUUCUCCACAUGCCUUUAAUGCUUGUAUCUGUAAUGUGAGCAAACGACUCCCUGAGGCCAACUUGACCUGAACAGUGUGUUAAUCAGAUAAUUGUUUAUCAUAAAUAUCAAUUAUUCCUUUAAAAUUAAGGUAAACGAGUGUUCAAAUAUCUGCUGAUGGGUAUUAUUUUGAUACCAUUAAAUGGCAACAGUCCAGAUGAUUGAGGAUUUUUUUCUGCUUUAAUAUGUCUCAUUUGAUUUAGUUUCACUCUAACAACACUUAAUUACACAAAAUGUAGUUAAGGAAACCUUCAGUCCGGUCGGUCAAUUUGCUUCAUGCUGAACUACUCCAUCUCCUGUUCCUGCUGCUGUAUUUGUGUCACAUGUUAAAAUCAUUGGGGGGGCAGUCAGGCUGUCAGGCUCUUGUUCCUAGUGUUCACUGUGAGAUUUUUUUACUCCAAUUUUGUUAUAAUCUUUGUCCUGAUAUCUACUAAGAGCAACUUUAUUUUAUUGAGAUUUUAUGUGGGAAAAAAUGUUUUAUAUAAAUGAAAAUGAAAGCACUGGGAUGUUUUUGAACAAACGGUGGAUAUUUACUAGAGGUAUAGUAAAAUGCUGGGUCUGGUUGUACAGGUGGUGACAAAGGGACAGAUGGGCUCAUGGUCGAUGCUGUUGUCUCCCUCUAGCAUCUAGUGGGAAGGAGUGCCAACGUGCAGAAUUUUGCAUUACUCUGAGCCUGCUUCUUCAUCUUUUGUCCAAGAGAGCUCCUCCUAGCUGUUUUGUUUUUCUCCAUUAGUAUCCGGGGGACCUAACUGUCCUCUUGUUUGGCCUGUUUUUGUAUAUAAUAGCGUCAGCGCAGCCAUCUCACCAGCAUCUCUCUGGGACAAAAGAAUGCCAAUGAUGUUCUGAAAGUUGGUCUUCACUAGACACAUCCUAUUGUUUCAACAAAACGGUUAGUAUCCUGUUUUAAUCUCCUACAAUUUGAGUGUCAUGAAGCAAUAAUACAUUCAGAAUGUAAAGGUAUUGCAGCAGGUUCAGGGGAACAAUUCCUCAUCUAGAAAAUGGGACGAAAGGCUGAUAUCACACACAACUAUACUGUGUGUCCUAUGUUGUGUUCCUUAUGCUUCUAAAUGGGAAAUAAUUGGUUAUUCCUACCAUUGGUCAUAUCUGCAACCCAGAUGGUGUCAUGCUCCCAGUUUUCCCCUGAAUGUUUACUACUUGGGUGUCUUGUACAGUACGUGUAUAUGCCUAGGCUUACAUCCGUACAGUAUGUUUUGUAUCAGUUCUGUAAUUGAGAGGAAUCCAAAAUUUUGCGACCUUUUUUUAAUUGAACGGCCAAUCCAACAGGGCAAAAUAAACACUUGAAACCUUA